Colletotrichum karsti is the source of this 1242-nucleotide messenger RNA. RefSeq names its product fmn dependent. The coding region runs from base 1 to 1242 and encodes 413 amino acids. The transcript has 3 exons. Lineage: Eukaryota; Fungi; Ascomycota; Sordariomycetes; Glomerellales; Glomerellaceae. The record is from RefSeq and is a predicted model, not a curated record. Gene Ontology annotation, molecular function: oxidoreductase activity; FMN binding.
AUGGCCGAUAGAAACGACGACGGCGAAGGCCGCCCCCCGUACUCCUCCUACGCCGUCAGCAUCUACCAGAACGGCAUCAUGUCCGGUCAGCUGCCCAUCGUGACGACGGACCCGAACGGCCUGGAGGAGCAGGCCAAGAAGGCGAUGGGCAAGGAGUGCUUCGGUUACGUCUUCGGAGGCGCCGGCGAGCUCUCCACGAUGGACGCCAACCGUCUCGCCUUCAGACAGUGGAAGAUCAUUCCUCGUUUCCUCAGACCGACCAGCCCCCGAGACCUGAAGACGGAGCUCUUUGGUGUGACUUAUGACUCACCGGUGCUGAUGGCCCCCAUCGGUGUCCAGGGCAUCUUCCACGAAGACAAGGAAGUCGGUCUGGCGUCCGCCUGCGCGGAGCUCGGCGUGCCGUACACCCUCAGCACGGCGGCAACCUCCACGAUCGAGGAGGUUGCGUCCGAGUUGGGUGACGCUCAUCGCUGGUUCCAGCUGUACUGGCCCAUGGACGAUGAUAUUACCGGCUCUCUUCUGAGAAGGGCCAAGGCCAAUGGAUACAAGGUCCUCGUCGUAACGCUCGAUACUGUGACGCUGGCGUGGCGUCCAGAGGACUUGAACAAAGCCUAUCUCCCUUUCAUCACUGGCACUGGCAACGCGGUGGGCUUCAGUGACCCUGUUUUCCGCAAGAAGUUCUCGGCGGAGAAUGAUGGGGAUGAGGUCGAGGACAACGUGAUUAGUGCGUCACGAUAUUGGAUCAGCCAGGCCUUCCCAGGUGAUCACCACACAUGGAAAGACCUCGCGUUGCUGAAGAAGCACUGGGAUGGCCCCAUCGUUCUCAAAGGAGUGUUGAGUGUAGAGGACGCAAAGUUGGCCGUCGAGCAUGGUGCGUCGGGCAUCAUCGUGAGCAACCACGGCGGAAGACAGCUGGACGGCGGCGUGGCCUCGCUGGAGAUGCUUCCUGAGAUCGUGGAGGCUGUCGGGGACAAGCUUACCGUCAUGUUCGACUCGGGCAUCCGAACUGGUGCCGACAUCGUGAAGGCGCUUGCCCUGGGAGCCAAGGCUGUCUUCGUCGGCAGGCCUGCUAUCUACGGUCUAGGCAUUGCCGGCAAGGAAGGCGCGAAGGCUGUUAUUGCUGGCCUGCUCGCCGAUCUCGAUCUGACCAUGGGGUUGUCUGGGUUCAAGAGCGUAUCGGACUUGAAGCCAUCGAUCCUUCGCCAGGUCCGUUACGGCGGGGACCUCAAAUCCAAUUUGUAA